This is a messenger RNA of Corticium candelabrum, 1020 nucleotides long. Its product is annotated as cell division cycle 5-related protein-like. The transcript has 6 exons. The record is from RefSeq and is a predicted model, not a curated record. Gene Ontology annotation, cellular component: spliceosomal complex; Prp19 complex. Bases 76 to 651 code for a protein of 191 amino acids. Gene Ontology annotation, molecular function: RNA polymerase II transcription regulatory region sequence-specific DNA binding; DNA-binding transcription factor activity, RNA polymerase II-specific. NCBI's taxonomy places the organism in Eukaryota, Metazoa, Porifera, Homoscleromorpha, Homosclerophorida, Plakinidae. Gene Ontology annotation, biological process: regulation of transcription by RNA polymerase II; mRNA splicing, via spliceosome.
CAUGCGCAUUCGAAUAAUUCUUAGCGUGAUUGACGCUUCCACUAGUUUAGCUCUUCCAUUUCGAAUUCCACAGUCAUGCCUCGUGUUAUGGUUAAAGGUGGUGUUUGGCGCAACACAGAAGAUGAGAUUUUAAAGGCAGCAGUAAUGAAGUACGGCAAGAAUCAGUGGGCCCGUAUAGCGUCCCUUUUGCACAGAAAGUCUGCAAAGCAGUGCAAGGCUCGCUGGUAUGAGUGGCUCGAUCCAAGCAUUAAGAAAACGGAAUGGAGUCGUGAGGAAGAGGAAAAGCUGCUACAUCUUGCAAAAUUGAUGCCAACUCAGUGGAGGACAAUUGCACCAAUCAUUGGCAGAACUGCAGCUCAAUGUCUUGAACACUAUGAAUACCUUUUAGAUCAAGCUCAGAGGAAGGAAGGUGAAGAGCAUAGUGAGGAUCCUCGUAGACUUCGACCAGGUGAGAUUGAUCCAACACCAGAGACUAAACCAGCAAGACCUGAUCCUAUUGACAUGGAUGAAGAUGAGAAAGAGAUGUUGUCUGAGGCUCGAGCUCGAUUAGCUAACACACAAGGCAAGAAAGCGAAACGUAAAGCACGUGAAAAACAGAUGGAAGAAGCCAGGUACUGUUUCAAUAAUGUUUAUUUUACUAUAUUUUUGUAAAGCAAUGGAUGAGCCGAUGCCUUGGUGCACAAUCAGCUGGGCAUUCAAAAAAGGUCAGUAGGACAAAGACAUGGGGCGGAUUUUCAUCUACUUCUACUGCACAUGUGCAUCAAGAAAUCUCUCCUAACUCGAGAACAAGGCUUUCUUUUGGCAAAUCUGUGAAAGAGAACAUUACUUCUUAAUCCAAGAAAACAUCCUUUCUUACCCGUUACGGCGUAGAAGCCCACAUUUGUCGUUAAAAAUCCACUAUGCAAGUAGAUGCAGUGGUAACACAUGUGCAAUGAGAAAUCACCCGUAACUCAAGAACAAAGCUUUAUCUUGCAAGUCCAUGAGUCAAAAUCUAACAAAACAUCACGUCUUUCUUGUAGA